AUGGAGGACAUUGUUCGGAGGCUAGCGGCGCUGGACCGAGAGAGGUUUUUCUUCGCGCCGGUCACGGAGGAGGUGGCGCCGGGCUACUUCAAGAUCGUGGACGAGCCCAUGUGCUUCUCCAUGAUGAUCGAGAAGUGCCAGGAGUACCGGUAUCACACGUGGAGAAGCUUCGUCGCGGACUUCGAGCUCAUCUGCAACAACGCCAUGAAGUACAACCAGAAGCGUUCGCGCGUGCACAAGGCCGCGCACACGCUCAUCCGCGCGGGCAAGAAGACCCUGCAGGGCGCGGAGCUCGAGGGGCGCAAGGCGGUCACGCUCAUGCACCCGGGCGGGCCGCAGCAGGCCGCCGCGGACGAAGAGAAGCUCCGCGUCGAGCAGGAGCGCGCCGAGGCGGAGCUGCGGCACCGGGAGCGCCAGGGGCUCGCCCGCCCGCCCCCGUUGAUGCGCAAGGGUCCCGCGUCCGCUGCCGUGGCCGGGCUGCGCACGAUCCCCGUGACGGAGGAGUUCGCGGUCGGGAACUCCGAGGACGAGUCGACCGGGACGCUCGGCGGCGACGCGCGGGCCCCGCAGACCCCCCCUGACAAGGGCGGUGCGGCGACCUCGGGCAACAACGCGUUCGUCGCGGCCGCCGCGGCGCUCGGCCGGCCGCUGCGCGACCUCGUCGGCGCGGCGUGCGCGGUGAUCAACUGGAAGGGCGAGUCCACGCUGCGCAACGCCGCCCCGGCCGAGAAACCCGAGUCCCCCCCCCCAGAGACAAAACAACCCCCCGCGCGGCACGGCCCGCUGGCGUGGCGGCUGCGGUGGAUGGAGCUGCGCCGGAGGGAGCUGCGCUACCAGGCGCGCGAGCUGCGAAAGCAGCUCGAGGACGUCCGGCGCCGCACAGAGGCGGCCACGGCCCAGGAGGAGGGGGGGCCUGCGGAGCCGCGGUCGGCGGGGCGGGCGACGGCGGUGGACGCGGAGACGGACCAGGCGGCCGCGGAGGGGCCGCGCAGGAAGCGGCGGCGCGUCGCGGUGCGCGUCGGCGCCGUCACGCAGGACAUGGCGCGCCUGCCGGUGUUCAAUGCCAGCAAGGAUCGCGUGCCCGGCCCCGCGCUGCACGAGCUCUCCGGGCGCGGCGACGACGAGGCCUCGGAGCGCACGUUCAUGGCGAUGCAGCACGUCGGCGUGCGCGCCGCGGUGCUGCGCCACCAGCUGCAGCGCGCCUUCCAUCGCCGCGUGACGUCGCCGACGCACCACCUGCUGACGCCCGAGGCUGGGGCGCGCGCGCCGCCGCCGACGCGCGCCGAGCUCGACCAGGCCGCGCCGUCGAUGCGCGUGCUCGAGCCUCGGGACGCCCCGACGGACAUGCGGAGCCGGGGGAGUCUCCGCGCGGGGAGCAGCGCGGGCGCACUGCCGGCGGGGAACGACGGCCUGGGCGGCGAGUGCGACGAGUCGAUGCGCCGGAAACGGACCCCGCACGGCACGUCGGGGUACAACAUGGACGACAUCGUCACCCCGAGUCACGGCGUCGCACCCAAGUUCGUGGAGCGCGUGCGCGUGAACGACAUCAUCACGCCGAGCGCGCGGCGCAUGACGGACACGGAGAUCCGUGCGCGCGACGCGCGGUUCAGCGGCGGGCGCGGGGCGGGCGCGCGGGGCCGCGGGCGGGCAGCGCCGGCGCGGGGGCCGGCAGCGCACGAGGGGUCGAGCGAGGAGGACACGUCGGACGAGGCGUUCGAGCGCCGACACCGGCCGCUGGAGGAGAAGGAGCGCCGGAGCUACCAGGCGUACCUGAACGCGCGGGAGCUGCGCGCCACGGGCAGCAACGUGGACGGCAACGACGCGGAUGCGGACAUUGGCCGUUCGCACAACAGUGGGGGGGUGCCUGGGCGCGGCGGGCGCGCGGGCGGGCGCGCGCAGGUCCGUGGCGGGCGCAUGGGCGGGCGCACGCAGGUUCGCGGGGGCAUGCGCGGCGGGCGGCACGUCGGCCGCGUCGACGCGCACGCGGCCCGGUGGGGCUCGCAAAGCACCUCGCGCGACGUGGCGGGUGAGCCGUCGUCGGUGACCGAGCCCGACCCGCUCGUGGGCGACGGGCUGCUCGGGAGCCCGGCGGUCGGCGCGACGGCGUCGUUGGCGGGCGAGCCGAUCCUGGGGGAGCUCGGCGGCGAGGCGGGGGCGUUGGCGGACGACGUGGGAAUGCCGCUGGUGCCGCUGGGGAGGCUGGACGAGAACCACGAUGACGAGGACCUGCUGCUAGAGUGA
Messenger RNA from Pedinophyceae sp. YPF-701, 2241 nucleotides. Lineage: Eukaryota; Viridiplantae; Chlorophyta; Pedinophyceae. The record is from the annotation of a GenBank genome assembly.